Molecule: messenger RNA, 837 nt
Organism: Megalopta genalis
Lineage: Eukaryota; Metazoa; Arthropoda; Insecta; Hymenoptera; Halictidae
Product: NADH dehydrogenase [ubiquinone] 1 alpha subcomplex assembly factor 3
Biological process (GO): mitochondrial respiratory chain complex I assembly
Cellular component (GO): mitochondrial inner membrane
Source: RefSeq, a predicted model, not a curated record
ACAAUAUGUACUUAUGUACCACUCGUGCAAGCGGCCGAACAAUUUCGACAGAUGUUUUAAUCGAAAUAUAAAUACGCAUGCGCAGUUUCCUAAUCGUGCCAGUACGUGUGUAUGCAUGCGCACUUCAAAUAUCGUGUAUCGUGUUUUGUGUCAGCAUUGUAUAGAUUGCAAAUUGCAGUUACAUAUUGUUCAAAUAAAUCAAUACAAUGGGCUCGAACAGAAAUGUAUUUGCUGUGAAUCAAUUACUACAAAGUUUCAGGAAAUUGCAUUGUUCGCACGUGAAAGGUUUUUCAUACGAAGGGUCUGGUAAAACAAUGGGCAUAAUUCUUAACUGCGAAACUGGUCCUAGAUUUUUAAUAAACAACUAUUCAUCGAUAGGAUUUGUCUUGAAUAAUAAUUCUGCAAUCAUCGGCCCUAUUGCAAUUUUCCCAAAAACUGUAUUGUGUUGGAAUAUUAAAUCUGGAAAGGACAUCAAUGGAAAGACAUUGUCAUUAUUUCUUACUGUUGAUCCAACACCAGAUAUACUAAUUUUAGGUUUAGAAACAACAAAUUAUGAAUAUAAGAGAAUCCUAGAUAUAAAAAAUAUAUUAAAAGAUAGAAGGAUAACUGUGGAAAUACUUCCUGUACAUCAUGCAUGUGGUGCAUUUAACUUCUUGUGCGAUGAGGGUAGAUAUGUUGCGGCAGCGUUAAUACCACCAGUAGGAAUUCCUCAAAAUAAAAUGUUCGGAGGAUCUAUGCAAAGAAUUGGAAAACCAAUUUUAGGUGACAAAUAAUGAAUUGUAAAUACCGUCCUAUUGUAUAUAUAAACAGUGAAAAUAAAUAUCGUUAGUAUACAUA